Nycticebus coucang (slow loris) is the source of this 6986-nucleotide messenger RNA. It is a transcript of the gene PFAS, whose product is annotated as phosphoribosylformylglycinamidine synthase. Bases 600 to 4685 code for a protein of 1361 amino acids. Lineage: Eukaryota; Metazoa; Chordata; Mammalia; Primates; Lorisidae. Gene Ontology annotation, molecular function: phosphoribosylformylglycinamidine synthase activity. The transcript is spliced from 29 exons. The record is from RefSeq and is a predicted model, not a curated record. Gene Ontology annotation, biological process: 'de novo' IMP biosynthetic process.
CUCCUGCUUCUCCCCAGGCGGCAUCUUCCGGUCCCUCGGAACUUUGCUGCCACUUUCAGAAAACUCCAUCUUCCUUCUCAGUGACAUCUGAGAACCUUCACCUGAGGCCCUGCAGGCCUUGACGUGGGAUGGGGUGGGCAAGCUCAAGCACAGCCCACGUAUAACUCUUAAGCAUCUUUCGAUCUCCUUGAUGAUGUCAAACUGGGAAGUGAUUCCUCCUUAAUGAGUUAUGGCCUUAACUCACUGACGUAAUAAUUAACUAGACCAGGAACUGAAUGUAUUUUUACAAACGUUAAUUCAGAACAGAUUCAUGGGAGAAACCACACCUAGAGGACAAACCCCCCACUUCAAGAACGCAGAGGCCUGCGCGGCGGCGGCCCCACCCACGGAGAGGGGAAGUGGGCAGGGCAGAGUCACCUGGGCGAGGCCGCUUCCUCUCCGCCUGCGGAGCUUGCGGAUGACGUACACAGCGCGCCAGGAUCCAAAGAGUUCUGAGGCCGGGACAGUCUUUUCCACUUGUCAUUGUUGCUUUAGCUGGCCAGGCCAGGUUCAAACCUGCCAGCCUUGGUGUAUGUGGCCGGGGCCCUACCUACUGAGCUAUGGGCGCCACCCAAUAUUACAUUUUUCAGGAACCUAACUCAUCUAUUCAGCAGAGGAUACCUGCAGAGAUGGCCCCUAUCCUUCACUUCUAUGUCCGUCCCUCUGGCCAUGAGGGGGCAGCCUCUGGACACACUCAAAGGAAACUACAAAGGAAACUGCCAGAGCUGCAGAGUGUUGAGACUGAGCUGUGCUACAAUGUGAACUGGACAGCUGAGGUCCUCCCAAAUGCUGAGGAGAUGAAGAAGCUGAUGUGGCUGUUUGGCUGCCCCUUAUUGCUGGAUGAUGUUGCUCAGAAGUCCUGGCUCCUUCUCGGCUCCAGUGAUUUGCUGCUAGAGGUCGGGCCCCGGCUGAACUUUUCUACCCCAUCAUCGACCAACAUCGUGUCAGUGUGCCAGGCCGCUGGGCUGGGGGCCGUGGAUCGUGUAGAGACUACCCGGCGCUACCGACUCUCGUUUGCCCACCCCCCUUCCGCUGAGAUGGAGACCAUUGCUCUGGCUGUCCUGCAUGACCGGAUGACGGAACAACACUUCCCCAGUCCCAUCCAGAGUUUCUCCCCUGAGAGUACCCCAGCACCGCUCAAUGGUCCUAUCAACAUACUGGCUGAGGGCCGUCUUGCACUGGAGAAGGCCAAUGAGGAGCUAGGUCUGGCCCUAGACUCCUGGGACCUGGAUUUUUACACCAAGCGCUUCCAGGAGCUGCAGCGGAAUCCCAGUUCUGUGGAGGCAUUUGACUUGGCUCAGUCUAACAGUGAGCACAGCCGACACUGGUUCUUCAAGGGCCAACUCCAUGUGGAUGGGCAGAAGCUGGUACACUCACUGUUUGAGUCCAUCAUGAGCACCCAGGCGUCCUCAAACCCUAACAACAUCCUCAAGUUCUGUGACAACAGCAGUGCAAUCCAGGGGAAGGAAGUCCGAUUCCUACGACCUGAGGACCCCACACAGCCAAGCCUAUUUCGACAACAGCAGGGUCUGAGACAUGUUGUCUUCACAGCAGAGACCCACAAUUUUCCCACAGGAGUAGCCCCCUUCAGUGGUGCGACCACAGGCACAGGGGGCAGGAUCCGAGAUGUCCAGUGCACAGGCCGAGGGGCCCAUGUGGUAGCUGGCACUGUUGGCUAUUGCUUUGGAAACCUUCAUAUCCCAGGUUAUAGUCUGCCUUGGGAGGAUCCAAGCUUCCAGUAUCCUGAGAACUUUGCCUGGCCCUUGGAGGUUGCCAUCGAGGCCAGUAAUGGGGCUUCUGACUACGGCAACAAGUUUGGGGAACCAGUGCUGGCUGGCUUCGCCCGCUCCUUGGGCCUCCAGCUUCCGAGUGGCCAGCGACGUGAAUGGAUCAAGCCUAUCAUGUUUAGUGGGGGCAUUGGGUCCAUGGAAGCUGAACAUGUGAGCAAGGAGUCCCCAGAGCCAGGGAUGGAUGUAGUAAAGGUUGGGGGUCCCGUCUACAGGAUUGGAGUUGGGGGCGGAGCUGCUUCAUCUGUGCAAGUGCAGGGAGACAAUGCCAGUGACCUGGACUUUGGGGCUGUGCAGCGGGGAGACCCAGAGAUGGAACAGAAAAUGAACCGUGUGAUCCGGGCUUGUGUGGAGGCCUCCAAGGGAAACCCCAUCUGCAGUCUCCAUGAUCAGGGUGCUGGUGGCAAUGGCAAUGUCCUGAAGGAGCUGAGUGACCCAGCUGGAGCCAUCAUUUAUACCAGCCGCUUUCAGCUGGGGGACCCAACCCUGAAUGCCCUGGAAAUCUGGGGAGCCGAAUACCAGGAGUCAAAUGCACUUCUGCUGCGGCCCCCCCACCGGGACUUCCUGAGGCGUGUCAGUGCCCGGGAACGCUGUCCAGCUUGCUUUGUGGGCACCAUCACUGGAGAUAGGAGAAUAGUGCUGGUGGAUGAUCGAGAGUGUCCUGUGGAGAGAAAUGGCCAGGGGGAUGUCCCUCCAUCCCCUCCUCCCACCCCUGUGGACCUGGAGCUCGACUGGGUGCUGGGCAAGAUGCCCCGGAAGGACUUCUUCCUCCAGAGGGAUGCCCCUGUGCUGCAGCCCCUGGCCUUGCCCCCAGGGUUGAGUGUGCGCCAGGCUCUGGAGUGGGUUCUGAGGCUGCCCGCUGUGGCUAGCAAGCGCUACCUCACCAACAAGGUGGACCGCUCUGUGGGUGGCCUGGUGGCCCAGCAGCAGUGUGUCGGACCCCUGCAUACUCCUCUGGCAGAUGUAGCAGUUGUGGCACUGAGUCACCAGGAGCUUGUAGGGGCUGCCACAGCCUUAGGAGAGCAGCCAGUCAAGAGCCUGCUGGACCCCAAGGCUGCUGCCCGGCUGGCCGUGGCUGAAGCUCUCACCAACCUGGUGUUUGCUGUGGUCACUGACCUCCGGGAUGUAAAGUGCAGUGGGAACUGGAUGUGGGCAGCCAAGCUCCCAGGGGAAGGUGCAGCUCUGGCCGAUGCCUGUGAAGCUAUGGUGGCAGUGAUGGCGGCCCUGGGUGUGGCAGUGGAUGGUGGCAAGGACUCCCUCAGCAUGGCUGCUCGGGUUGGCACUGAGACUGUGCGGGCUCCUGGGUCCCUGGUCAUCUCAGCCUAUGCUGUCUGCCCAGACAUCACAGCCACUGUGACCCCAGACCUCAAACAUCCUGGAGGGAGAGGCCAUCUGCUGUAUGUGCCUCUGAGCCCUGGGCAGCACCGGCUGGGGGGCACAGCCCUGGCCCAGUGCCUCUCCCAGCUCGGGGAACAUCCUCCCAACUUAGACCUUCCUGAGAACUUGGUGCAUGCCUUCAACAUCACCCAGGGCCUGCUGAAAGACCGCCUCCUCUGCUCAGGCCACGAUGUCAGCGAUGGAGGUCUUGUCACUUGCCUGCUAGAGAUGGCCUUUGCCGGAAAUUGUGGCAUAGUGGUGGAUGUGUCUGCCCCUGGGGUUGAUGUGCUGCCUGUGCUGUUUGCUGAGGAGCCUGGCCUCGUGCUGGAGGUGGAGGAGCCCUACCUGGCCCAGGUGCUGCAGCGUUACUGGGGUGCUGGCCUCCAGUGCCUGAAGCUGGGCCACACGGGUGACGCUGGGCCCUACGCCAUGAUCCGAGUGUCAGUGAAUGAGACUGUGGUUCUGGAGGAGCCUGUUGGGCAGCUGCGUGCCCUCUGGGAGGAGACAAGUUUCCAACUGGACCGGUUGCAGGCAGAGCCCCACUGUGUGGCACAGGAGGAACAAGGCCUGAGGGAGCGGACUGGGCCCCGCUACUGCCUGCCCCCCACCUUUCCCAAAGUCUCUGUACCCCGGGAACCUGGCGGCCCCAUCCCCCGCGUCGCCAUCUUGCGAGAAGAAGGCAGUAAUGGAGACCGGGAGAUGGCUGAUGCCUUCUACUUGGCUGGGUUUGAGGUGUGGGAUGUGACCAUGCAGGACCUCUGCUGUGGGGCAAUUGGGCUAGACACAUUCCGUGGUGUGGCCUUCGUGGGUGGCUUCAGCUACGCAGAUGUCCUAGGGUCUGCCAAAGGGUGGGCAGCUGCUGUGACCUUUCAUCCGCGAGCUGGGGCUGAGCUGAGGCGCUUCCAGAAACGGCCAGACACCUUCAGCCUGGGCGUGUGUAAUGGCUGUCAACUGCUGGCUCUGCUGGGCUGGGUGGGAAGUAACCGCAGUGAGGAUGCCAGAGAUAUGGGUCCUGACUCCUGGCCAGCCCAGCCUGGCCUCCUACUACGCCCCAACCUAUCUGGACGUUAUGAGUCUCGCUGGGCCAGUGUGCGUGUGGGGCCUGGACCAGCCCUGAUGCUGCGAGGGAUGGAAGGUGCCGUGCUGCCUGUGUGGAGUGCCCAUGGGGAAGGUUACAUGGCAUUUUCUUCUCCAGAACUCCAAGCCCAGAUUGAGGCCAGUGGCCUGGCUCCACUGCACUGGGCAGAUGAUGAUGGGAACCCCACAGAGCAGUACCCCUUGAAUCCGAACGGGUCCCCAGGGGGCGUGGCUGGUGUCUGCUCCCACGAUGGCCGCCACCUGGCUCUUAUGCCACACCCUGAGCGGGCCGUGAGGCCUUGGCAGUGGGCAUGGCGCCCCCCUCCAUUUGACACUCUGACCACCUCCCCCUGGCUCCAGCUCUUCAUCAAUGCCCGAAACUGGACCUUGGAAGCAGGCUGCUGAGCAGGCCAAGAAGGCUCCUCCUAGUCUCCUGGUUUGUCCCUGUGUGUGCUGCCCUUCCCCUAUCACCUUCACGAGGUCUCCAGGUUAUUCCCAAAAGUAUCUUGGACAGAUAAGGACCGAAAUGCCAAAAAAGAAAAAUCUCAGCUGACUUGCUAAUCUGCCUGCUAAUUUUGCCUCCUGCUGCUCAAUCUGUUUUCAGUUCUGCUCUGACAUGCUGUGGGUGCCCUUUCUCCAGCCAGGAAACAGGAUGUGGUUCAGAAAAACCUUAUGAUGGAAAGUUAGAGUGCAUUUAUGGGGAGGGUGUUCCAUCACCCCCCUGCAUCCCACCCAGUGAUCACCUUCUUGCCUCAUUUCCCUCCUCUGCACUCUGAGGGAUUUUUUUUUUUGAAACAGAGCCUCAAGCUGUUGCCCUGGGUAGAGUGCUCUGGCAUCACAGCUCACAGCAACCUCCAACUCCUGGGUUCAACCGAUUCUCCUUCCGCCUCCCAAGUAGCUGGGAGCUGGGACUACAGGCGCCUGCCACAAUGCCUGGCUAUUUUUUGGUUGCAGCCAUCAUUGUUGUUUGGCAGGCCGGGGCUGGAUUCGAACCCACCAGCUCAGGUAUAAUGUGGCUGGCAUCUUAGCCAUUGAGCCACAGGCACCGAGCUUGAGGGAUGUUUUAUGCUGCUUUUUUCUUUAGGUUUAAGGGAUGGGGGCGGAUGUGCAAAAGUAUACAAGUCAGCUCCUUAUGUCAGUUAACAUAUGAAAAACAGCAGCUUUCUGGAUUUCUCUUAAAGUAUUGCACUGUGCUAAAUGUUACAGAAGUUUCUCUGAUGGAGUUUCUGGUUAUGUCUCAGGCCUGGUCUGAUGCUGGCCUCUGAAUUCAAUGUUCCUGAUAUUUCCUUUGAAUGUAAUGGCUCCCUUUCUGAUAGUAGUGGUUGGCACCCUCAUCCCUAGAACUGAGCCUUUAUUUAGUUAAUUGGAAUACUACCUCUUUUAUUCAUUCCAUUAAUAUUUGAUGGUCAGCUGUUGUGCCAAGUACUACUUCUGGUCCCAGGGAGUCUAUGGUCUGAGAGAAUUUAAAAUAAUAACUGGGCUGGUGUAGUGUCUUAUGCUUAUAAUCCUAGCACUCUGGGAGGCCCAGACGGGUGGAUCAGGUGAACUCAAGAGUUCAAGAUCAGCUCUGAGCAAGAGCAAGACCCUGUCUCUACUAAAGAUAGAAAAACUAGCCAGUUCUUGUGGCUGGUGCUUGCAGUCCCAUCUACCUGGGAGGCUGAAGCAAGAGAAUCACUUGAGCCCAAGAGUUUGAGGUUGCUGUGAGCUAUGAUGCCAUAGCACUCUACUGAAGGCAACAAAAUGACACUGUCUUAAAAGUAAAAAUAAAAUGGUAACUAUAUGACACUUGCCUAGAGCCAAGCAGGUGCUAUGUAGGCAUUUAUAUCUGAAUUAAUUCUUACAAAAACUUCAGCAAGUACUAAGUAGUUCCACCUCUUUUUUAACAAAGGAAGAAUUAAAGUUAACUAGAUUGUCUGGUCACACAGCUUGUAAGGGACAGCUGUGCUUACCCAUGCUACAGCUGCUUCCCAUCCUGCAGUCAUGUUUCUUAGAACCAUAUAAAGAUUUUUUGCUGAUGGCUGUCUCACAUCAUCUGUUGCUUCCUUUGUUCACACAAAUUUAUAUAGAGGUCACUUCCUUUUGACUGUUCUGUCAUACAGCUCAAGUCAAAUGGACUCCUAAAAGUUCAACAUCUUGAUUAAAGAACUUUGCCUGAGAAUGGAGACUGGAAUCUCAGAUCCUGAAGGCAUCAGGGCCUGGAGAAGGAGUGGGGAGGCUGAGCAGUAGCCACCCUAAGAAAAAACUGAUAAUAAUGAAACACUGUUCAAUCAUAGGUAUAGAAAAAAUAACUAUAGUAGGACCUCCACAAUUGACCACCUCCUUAAGUUGACCUCAUUUUCAUAGGCUGGACAUGCACCAUGCAUACAUAUAGGUACUAGGUCGGCCUAGUUCUUAAUGUUGACUGCCUUUGUUGACCAGUUUGUUACAGUCCCUGAGGUGGUCAGCUUAAAGAGGUUCUGCUGUAUUUUAGAUCUUUCUUUUUUCAUUGCUUUGCAAAGUGACCUGCCCUGAGCAGUGUGGAGCUAGUAAUAAUUAUUUUAUUUUGUUUUUUUUUCUUGUGGUUUUUGGCCGGGGCUGGGUUUGAACCCGCCACCUCUGGCAUGUGGGACCGGCGCCCUACUCCUUGAGCCACAGGCACUGCCCCAGUAAUAAUUAUUUUUAACAUUUGCACAUUUCUUUCUGCCCCUGGGAAAGGAUAUAUUUACA